This is a messenger RNA of Sorex fumeus (smoky shrew), 10199 nucleotides long. RefSeq names its product assembly factor for spindle microtubules (gene ASPM). Gene Ontology annotation, molecular function: protein binding. The record is from RefSeq and is a predicted model, not a curated record. Bases 1 to 10188 code for a protein of 3395 amino acids. The transcript has 26 exons. NCBI's taxonomy places the organism in Eukaryota, Metazoa, Chordata, Mammalia, Eulipotyphla, Soricidae.
AUGGCGACCCGGCCGGGCGGCCGCAGCCGCUGGGAGGUGGGUCCCGGCGAGCCGAGGCUGGAGCCCCCGGGUCGGCCCGAGCCCACGUCCCCCGCCGUCCUAUUGCUCAGCCACUUCUGCAGGUCGCCCUUCCUCUGCUUCGGGGAGCUGCGGCUGGGCGCAUCGCGGACGCUGUCUCUCACGCUGGACAACCCCAACGAGGAGGUGGCCGAGGUGAAGGUCUCUCGCUUCCCCGCCGCCGAGCGCGGCUUCAGCAUCUCGCAGCGCCGUUUCGUGCUGCAGCCUAAAGAAAGAAUUGUCGUUUCUGUUAACUGGACACCACUUGAAGGAGGCCGAGUAAGAGAGAUUAUAACAUUUCUUGUAAAUGAUGUUUUGAAACACCAAGCCAUAUUACUUGGAAAUGCAGAAGAAAAGAAAAAGAAAAAGAGGAGUCUCUGGGAUACCAUUAGUAAAAAGAAAGUUUCAACCUCUUCAAGUCAUAACAAGAAAGUUUCAUCCUUUUCAAGUCAUAACAAGAGAAAUCCAAAUACUCAUGGUAUUAAUAAAACAUUUGAUGUUUCCCAACAAGUUGGCAGAGUUAGGAGCCCUCUUCAAGCCUGUGAAAAUCUGACUGGGAAUGAAGGUUGUUCCCCAGCAGAAAACAAUUCUUUAGUUCUCCAAGUCAGCAAAAUACCCCUGUCACCGAUUAGCCCCACUUUCAAAAACAGCUGUGGGGACACCGGCCUGCCUCUGUCUGCAAGUUCGGAUGCCACCUUCACUUCUCUCCAUGUGCCCGAAAGUGGAAAACAUUUAGAAGUAGAAAAUGCCAACGUCUUGAAAGACUUUAGUUUCAGUGAGAAAAUAGUCACUGAAACUUCCUUUAACUCCGAAAGUAAUAUGAACAAUCUCAGUGAAGAGGAUGGUACACUGACUCGUAUCCCAAACUAUUCUUCAACUUUGAAUGUUACACAAACCCAACAACAUUUUCUAAGUCCAGACUCCUUUGUAAAUAAUAUAUAUGCAGCUAACAAUGACCUGGGUUUAAUAACUUGUCUUUCUUCAGAUAUAUUUAAGAAAGAGAAUUCAAGACCUGGGCAUUUGGAGUCAAACAAUGUCCAUAAAGUUUGUCGGACAAUUUUAAGUCCAGAUUCUUUCGUAAGGGAUAGUUGUGGAAUAAAUCUAGAUCUGGAAUCAGAGUCCAUUCCUCCCAUUCUGUCCCCAAAUCAAUUUUUAAAGGAUAACAUCUUAUAUUUACGUACAUCCCCACAAACAUGUACAUUUUCACCAGUAUCAAAUGAAAAUUCUCAGGCCUUGCAGCCUCCUCCAGAUCUGAGAAAAAGUGAAGCAUUGCCUUGUAUUCCUAAAUAUCAGGAUCCAGAAUCUCCCAAAAUUCUAUUUAAGAAGACUGAAACUACAGAACUGAAGUCAGCAAACCAUCACUCCACAAAACAAAAACAGCCAAAAUUAUUUGCAGUUGAGGAUGUUUCUAGUCACAGCCAUGAUAAACAACUUAAGAGACGCCCAAUACUUUGUUCUACGGUUACCAAAAAAAAGCAUGUUUGUGCAGGAGAAAGCCAAAUGGACACCAAUAAACCACGGGCGAAAAGAUGUCUCAGUGGUCCGGUAGAGGAAUUAAACAUUGUAAGAGAUAAUCAAGAGAAAGAUGCUUUUCUUCUGAAUCUUCCAGUUAUAGAUCCAUUAUUAAAUAAAUCUAGGCAUUACAAAAAUGAUUCAGCUCCUCCUGCAGAGAUGGUGUCAGUUGUUCGUAAGAGGAAGAAUGAGGGAAACAUGAAAAAUGCAACAAUGAGGGCUACAAUUACAGGGCAUACAGAAGUCCAAGAACCCAAAAGAAUCCAUUUCUCUCCUGCGCCUUCUAAAACAUCAACUGUUAAAAAAACCAGAAAGGUGACAACACCCCUUUCAAAACGUGUUAGCAAUCGAGAGAAAUUCACUGUCAAAAAGAAAUCCGAUUCAUCAGUAUACAGAACUCCUCAUUCCAAAACAAGCAGAAGGACAAAGUCCAUUAUUGCUGUGGCACAGUCCACUUUGACUUUCAUAAAGCCAUUAAAAACAGGUAUUCCCAGACACCCAAUGCCAUUUGUUGCAAAGAACAUGUUUUAUGAUGAACGUUGGAAGGAAAAGCAGGAACAGGGCUUCACUUGGUGGCUCAAUUUUAUAUUAACUCCUGAUGACUUCACCGUAAAGACAAGUGUUUCUGAAGUAAAUGCUACUACCCUUCUUUUGGGAGUGGAGAAUCAACAUAAAAUAAGUGUUCCUAGAGCUCCUACGAAAGAGGAAGUGUCGCUGAGAGCUUACACUGCUCGCUGCAGACUGAACAGGUUACGUCGUGCUGCAUGUCGCUUGUUUAUGUCUGAGAAAAUGGUGAAAGCAAUUAAAAAGCUUGAAAUUGAAAUUGAAACGAGGCGGUUAAUGGUUCGAAAAGAUAGACAUCUCUGGAAAGAUGUAGGAGAACGGCAGAAAGUCCUGAAUUGGCUGUUGUCAUAUAAUCCUUUGUGGCUACGAAUUGGCCUAGAAACAGUUUUUGGAGAACUCAUAUCUUUGGAAGACAAUAGUGAUGUCAUGAGUCUGGCCGUGUUCAUUCUGAAUCGCUUACUCUGGAAUCCUGACAUAGCAGCUGAGUAUAGACACCCCUCCGUCCCUCAUCUAUAUGGAGAUGGUCAUGAAGAAGCUUUGUCUAAGUUUACUUUGAAAAAAUUACUGUUGUUGAUUUGUUUCCUUGAUCAUGCUAAAAUAUCCAGACUCAUUGAUCACGAUCCUUGUCUCUUCUGUAAAGAUGCCAAAUUCAAGACAAGUAAAGAAAUUCUUCUGGCUUUUUCCCGAGACUUCCUAAGUGGUGAAGGCGAUCUCUCCCGACAUCUUAGCUUACUGGGCUUACCUGUUAACCACGUUCAGACACCAUUUGAUGAAUUUGAUUUUGCAGUUACAAAUCUGGCUGUAGACUUGCAAUGCGGGGUGCGUCUUGUGCGAGCAAUGGAACUUCUUACACAGGACUGGACUCUCUCUAAGAAACUCAGAAUGCCAGCAAUAAGUCAUCUUCAAAAGAUGCACAAUGUUGACAUUGCUCUUCACGUUCUUCGGUCACGAGGCAUUUCCUUAAAUGAUGAGCAUGGAAAUACAAUCCUAGCCAAAGAUAUCGUGGAUAGGCACAGAGAAAAAACUCUCGCAUUGCUUUGGAAAAUAGCGUUUGCCUUUCAGGUGGAGAUUACCCUCAACGUAGAUCAGUUAAAGGAAGAAAUUCACUUUUUAAGUCACACGCUAACUAUAAAGAAAGCAAUAUCUGCACUGUCUUGCUAUUCUGAUGCUGUUGUUGAUAAGAAAAAAGAGAAAAGAAAAAGUAGUUCUUUUGAACAAUAUAGUGAAAACAUAAAGUUGUUAAUGGAUUGGGUGAACGCAGUUUGUGCCUUCUAUAAUAAAAAGGUGGAAAAUUUUACAGUGUCUUUCUCUGAUGGCCGUGUAUUAUGUUAUCUCAUUCACCACUAUCAUCCUUGCUAUGUGCCUUUUGAUGCAAUAUGUCAGCGUACCACUCAAACCGUGGAAUGUACACAGUCUGGUUCAGUGGUGCUAAAUUCAUCCUCUGAAUCCAAUGGAAGUUCUCUGGAUAUGUCUUUCAAUACACUUGAUGAAGAAAAUACUUCAGAACUAUACAAAGACCUACUAGAAAAUGAAAAGAAAAACUUUAAGUUGGUUCGGUCUGCGGCUAAAGACCUUGGUGGAAUUCCUGCUAUGAUUCAUCAUUCUGAUAUGUCAAACACGAUUCCUGAUGAAAAAGUUGUUAUUACGUAUUUGUCAUUUCUUUGUGCAAGACUUUUGGAUCUUCGUAAAGAAACAAGAGCUGCUCGGAUUAUACAGACGGCUUGGAGAAAAUAUAAACUGAAAAAAGAUCUAAAACGACAUCAGGAGAGAGACAAAGCAGCAAGAAUUAUUCAGUCAGCUGUAAUAAAAUUUCUAACUAAACGACGAUUGGAAAGAAAGGUUAAUGCAGCACUCACCAUUCAAAAAUAUUGGCGAAGAUACUUAGCACAGAGAGAAUUGUUGAUAUUGAAAAAGGAAAAACUAGAAAAAAUUCAAAAUAAAUCAGCAUUAGUAAUUCAGAGGCAUUGGAGAAGAUAUUCUGCUAGAAAGAAGUUUCUGAAAUUGAGAUAUUAUUCAACCAUUGUGCAAUCUAGGAUAAGAAUGAUAAUUGCAGUUAAUUCUUAUAAGCGAUAUCUGUGGGCUACAGUUACAAUUCAGAGGCGUUGGCGUGCUUGUUUAAGAAGAAACCAUGAUCAACAGAGAUAUAAAAUGCUGAAAGCAUCAGCCCUUGUAAUUCAGUCUGUGUUCAGAAGAUGGAAACAACGCAAACUGCAAUUGGAACUGAAAGCUACCACAGUAUUGCAGAGAGCUUUUCGAAAAUGGAGUGCCAGGAAAAGAGCUCAAGAAAAAUCUGCUGUUGUCAUACAGUCAUGGUAUAGAAUGCACAAGGAAUUGCGAAAAUACAAUCACAUUAGAUCUUGUGUUGUUAUCAUUCAGGCCAGAUUUCGAUGCCUUCAAGCUCAAAAGUUAUAUACAAGGAAAAAGGAAGCGAUAUUGACUAUACAGAGGUACUACAGAGCGUAUGUAACAGGGAAGGCUGAACGAGCCAGUUAUUUGCAGAAAAGGGCUGCCGCCAUUCAGCUCCAAAUGACCUUCAGGAGAAUGAAAGCUCGGGCCUUGCACAGGCAGAGUAGAGCUGCUUGUAUUUUACAGGCCUACUGGAGAAUGAGGCGAGACAGAGCUCGAUUUCUAAACCUUAAGAAAAGUGUCAUCAAAUUGCAGGCACAUGUAAGAAUGCACCAGCAAUUCCAGAAGUACAAGAAGAUGAAGCAUGCCGCGCUCAUACUCCAGCUUCAUUUCAGGGCUUUUGUUUCCGCCAAGAAAGCUCUGGCCUCUUACCAGAAAACUCGUUCUGCUGCCAUUGUCCUACAGUCUGCAUUUAGAGGGUGGCAAGCCAGAAAAAAGUUUAGAUACAUCCUCACAUGUAUUACAAAGAUUCAAUCAUCUUUUCGAGCUCAGAGUUCCAGAAAAAAGUUUCUGAGCCUUAAAAAAACUACCAUAAAAUUGCAGUCAGUUGUCAAGAUGAAACAAACUCGCAAGCACUAUUUGCAUUUAAGACAGUCAGUGUUGUUGAUUCAGCAAUGGUAUCGUGCCACCAAAGUGGCCCUCCGCCAGAGAGAGGAAUACUUGAAGCUGCAGAAAUCUUGUGUGAAACUCCAAGCUUUUGUUAGGGGAUACCUGGUUCGAAAGCAGUUGAGAUUGCAAAGAAAAGCUGCUGUUGCACUACAGGCUUACUUCCGAAUGAGAAAGAUGCGGCAGCACUACCUGAAGGUUUACAAAGCAUCUCUCGUCAUUCAGAACUACUACUAUGCAUACAAAGCACAGGUCAAUCAAAGGAAGAACUUCUUACAAGUCAAAAGAGCAGUCACUUGCUUGCAGGCAGCUUAUAGGGGGUACAGAGUACGCCAGCUAAUCCAACACCAAUCUGCCGCAGCUCUCAAAAUUCAAACUGCUUUCAGAAGUUAUAGUCAAAGGGUGAAGUAUCAAUCUCUGCGUCAGAGUACCAUCAAGAUUCAGAGAUGGUACAGGGCCCACAAGACUGUUCAGAAGAUAAAAACACAGUUUCUAAAGGUAAGGGCUGCUGUGAUUUCUCUCCAGUCUGCUUAUCGUGGUUGGAGAGUUCGGGAGCAGAUCAGAAGGGAACAUCAAGCUGCAGUACAGAUUCAGUCUGCUUUUAGAAUGGCCAAGGCCCAGAAACAGUAUAGGUUGUUAAAAACAGCAGCGUUGAUCAUCCAGCAACGCCUGAGAGCAUGGGCUCUUGGAAAGAAGCACCACGCGGAGUAUAUGGCACUCCGGCACGCAGUCCUUGUGCUUCAGUCCAUCUGGAGGGGUAAAAGAGUCAGAAGGCAGAUUCAGAAGGAACAUGAAUGUGCAGUCAUCAUACAGGCACACUAUCGAAUGUAUGUGCAACAAAAGAAGUGGAAAACCAUAAAAAGAGCUGCUCAUGUGAUUCAAGUGUAUUAUAGGGCUUACUGCAUUGGAAAGAAACAGUGUCAUUUGUACUUGAAAACCAGAGCAGCGACAGUAGUUCUACAAUCAGCUUACCGCGGUAUGAGAGUAAGAAAAGAAAUAAAGCAGUGGACCAAGGCGGCAGCCACUAUACAGGCUAGGUACCGAGCUCACAGAACCAGAAAGAAAUAUGCCUCCUUCAGAGCUUCAGCUAUUAUGAUUCAGAGAUGGUAUAGAAAUAUUAAAAUUGCAGACUGUCAACGUAAAGAAUAUCUUAAUUUGAAGAUGACAGCCACUAAACUACAAGCUGUUUAUAGAGGUUUUAGAGUAAGGAGACAUAUUCAACAUAUGCACCUGGCAGCCACUGUUAUUAAGGCCAUGUUUAAAAUGCACCAGUCUAAAAUGAGAUACCAGAAACUGAGAACAGCAGCUGUUGUAAUUCAAGUAAGAUACAGAGCCUAUUAUCAAGGUAAAAGUCAGCGGGCAAAGUACUUGACAAUUCUGAAAGCUAUAUCUGUUCUUCAGGCAAGUUUCAGAGGAGCAAGAGUUAGACAGACUCUAAGGAAGAUGCAGGUAGCAGCCACGCUCAUUCAGGCAAACUAUAGACGAUACAGGCAGCAAACACAGUUUAACAAAUUAAAGAAAGCAACAAUAACAGUACAACAACAGUACCGGGCAAUGAAGGAAAGAAACAGACAAUUUCAAAGGUAUAACAAAUUGAGGCAUUCUGUGAUAUGCAUUCAGGCUGCUUAUAGGGGCAUGAAAGCCAAAAGACGUUUAAGAGUUAUGCAUUUAGCUGCAGCUCUUAUUCAGAGGAGAUUUAGGACUCAAAUGAUGAGAAGAAGAUUCCUAUCCCUCAGAGAAACUGCUGUCUGGAUUCAGAGGAAGUAUCGUGCCAAUGUCUGUGCAGGGUACCACAGACAACAAUUCCUACGCUUGCAAAGGGCAGCCAUUACAAUCCAAGCAUCGUACAGGGGGUGGCUGGUAAGGAAAAAGGUGCAAGAGAUGUCCAGAGCUGCCAGGCUCAUUCAGACUGCUUUUAGAAUGCACACAGCCCGUGUGAGAUAUCAGGCCUUGCAACAUGCCUCCAUUGUAAUCCAGCAGCGAUAUCGCGCAAACAGGGCUACAAAAUUGCAGAGAUAUCAGUACCUUCAACUGAGGCAUUCCGCUCUGAUCCUUCAGGCUGCAUUUAGGGGUAUGAGGACUAGAAGGCUUUUGAAAACCAUGCAUUUCUCUGCAACCCUCAUUCAGGGCAGGUUUAGAUCACUAAUGAUGAGGAAAAGAUUCAUUUCCCUCAAGAAAGCGACUAUUUUCAUUCAAAGGAAAUAUAGAGCCACCAUUUGUGCCAAGCAUCACCUGCGCCAUUUCUUGGAGUUAAGAAAGGCAGCAAUUAUAAUCCAGUCAUCCUUCCGAAGGCUGCAAGUAAGAAAAAUGGUGCAGGAGCAGCACAGGGCUGCCCUUCUUAUCCAGGCUGCUUUCAGAAUGCAUAGAACAUAUGUUACAUUUCAGACUUGGAAACACGCCGCCGUUCUGAUUCAGCAACAUUACAGAGCAUAUAGAGCUGCAAAACUACAAAGGGAAAAUUAUAUCAGACAACGACGUUCUGCUGUGGUCAUCCAGGCUGCUUAUAAGGGAAUGAGAACAAGGCAGCUGUUGAGAGAAAUGCGCAGAGCCGCCAUCAUAGUUCAAAGCAUGUAUAGAAUGUAUAGGCAAUAUUCUUACUACCAAGAUGUUCAGUGGGCUAUAAAGGUUAUACAGAAAAAAUACAGAGCAAAUCAAUACCAGAAAGCACUUCUACGCAAUGCACUUGAGAAAAGAGCCUGCAUUCAGGCAGGUUUACCGGUCGGGGCCCUAAGGCAACAGAUGCAGAAAGAGCAUCAUGCAGCCGUUAUUGUCCAGAAGUACUUCAGAGCCUAUAGAACAAGGAAGCACUAUCUCCACUUCAGAGCAGCAGUAGUUUUUGUUCAGAGAAGAUAUAGAGCCCACACUGCACUGCGAACCCCAGCAGCCAUCUGCACGCAGACUCCUAGAGGCUUCCAGAGGGAUGUCCAGCACAUGCACCAGGCUGCCACUUUGAUUCAAUCCUUUUACCGAAUGCAUAGGGCCAAAGCUGAUUACCAAGCAAAGAAAACUGCAGUUGUCAUCAUACAGAAGUAUUACAGUUCAUAUGUUAGGGUACAAAGGGAAAGAGAACAAUACCUAGCUGCUCAGAAAUCUGUAGAAACUCUUCAGACCACUGAUAGAGGCAAGAGCGCUGGACAGGAAUGGAAAAGCCUACUUGAAGGAAAGGUGACGGCGACUGUUAACCAAGCUGCCUUCCUCUGCGACAGAGCUAGGGCUCAGGAGGAGGCAGAUCAGAGCUCAGUGGCUGGGGCUCAUCAAUGGGGAAAUGGUAACGCCUCCCUGGUGGCUCAUUCAGGGGAGGCACAGAAUCAUUCUCAUGGCACAGCUGCAGUGACAACUCCAGAGACUUUUCCAACCAGGGACGUCGCUCUGGAGACCCAGCUGGCGGCUGCCCAAUGUGUCCAGCGCUUCCUUCACAUGGCCGUGCAUCGGCGGCGCUUUGAGCGGCGGAAGAGAGCGGCCAUCACUUUGCAGCAGUAUUUCAGGAUGUGGCGAGCUCGAAAAUGGUUCUUACGGUACAGAAAAGCAGCCGUGGUCUUACAGAAUCACUUCCGAGCCUUUUUGUCUGCAAAACAUCAAAGAAACGUUUAUUUGCAACUUAGAAGCAGCGUCAUCAUUAUUCAGGCUUGGACUAAAGGAUUUCUCCAGAAGCGGAGGUUUCAGGAAAUGAAGGUUAAUGCCAGACAAAUUCAGAGACAUCAAGCUGCUUGUUUGAUCCAAGCAUGUUUUCGAGGCUAUAAAGAAAGGCAAGCGUUUCUCCAGCAGAAGACUGCCGCCAUUACCAUACAGAGGUACCUGCGAGCCAGGGAGGCUAGGAAGCAGGUAAGGAUAAAAUACAUUAAACUGAAAGACUCUACAGUUAUUUUGCAAGCACUGGUGCGUGGCUGGCUAGUAAGAAAAAGAAUUUUAGAACAACAAGCCAAAAUUAAGCUACUUCGUUUCACAGCCGCUGCAUUUUAUCACUUGUCUGCUUUUAAAAUUCAAAGAGCAUUUAAACUUCAUCUUGCUGUAAAGAAUGCUAAGAAGCAGAUCGAUUCAGUCAUCUAUAUCCAGAAAUGGUUUCGAGCAAGAUUACAGCAAAAGAGGCUUAUUGAGAAAUACCGUAACAUCAUAAAAAUUGAGCAGGAAGCUCGAGAACGUCUGAGACAGCAAAAUCAGGCAGCAUCAGUAAUACAGAGAAAUGUCCGCCGUUUUCUCCUCCAGAAAAAACAGGAAAAGGUCAAUAAUGGAAUCAAGAAAAUUCAGGCAUUAUGGAGAGGAUAUGCAGUACGAAAGAAGAAUGAUUGUAAAAAAAUUAAGGCUAUACGACUAAGUCUCCAGGUUGUUAAUAGAGAGAUCCGAGAGGAAAAUAAGCUCUACAAAAGAUCCGCACUUGCACUUCAUUAUCUUUUGACAUAUAAGCACAUAUCUGCUGUGAUUGAGGCAUUAAAACACCUGGAGGUAGUUACCAGAUUGUCUCCCCUAUGUUGUGAGAACAUGGCCCAAAGUGGAGCAAUUUCUAAAAUCUUCGUUUUGAUCCGAAGCUGUAAUCGCAGUGUUCCUUGUAUGGAAGUUAUCAGAUACGCUGUUCAGGUCUUGCUCAACGUCGCGAAGUAUGAGAAAACGACGUCAACUAUUUAUGCUGCAGAGAACUGUAUUGACACGCUCCUAGAUCUUUUGCAAAUGUACAGAGAAAAGCCUGGGGACCGAGCUUCAGACAAGGGUGGGAGCAUCUUCACAAAAACCUGCUGUUUGUUAGCUGUGUUGCUGAAGACAACAAACCGAGCUUCCGACGUUCGAAGUAGGGGCAAAGUUGUCGACCGUAUUUACAGUGUCUAUAAGCUCACAGCUCGUAAGCAUAAAAUGAAUAUGGAAAGGAUACUUGUCAAACAAAAGAAUUGUUCUUUAAAUAUCACCUUAAUUCCAGAAACACCUGUAAGAACCAGAGUAGUUUCAAGACUUAAACCAUACUGGGUUUUGAGAAGAGAUAAAGUGGAAGAAAUUACAAAUCCUCUGCAAGCUAUUCAAAUGGUGAUGGAUACACUUGGCAUUCCAUAUCAAUAGAUGUAAACAUU